GGGGAGAACGGGUCCACUUAUAUCCGCCACUGCAUUUUAUCACGUGAUAAUCUCACGGACAGGCAGAUCGCGUCACAGCGCCAUAGCUACCAGACCAGGAAGUAAAAUACCUGAGUCUCCAUGUUGAAGAGUGAAGAAUUCUCUGAACAAAUCUAUCAAGGUGUGUAACCAUGUACCCCCGUAAUUGGGCCCAGGAUGUGUUACGGUGUCAUCUCUGUGAGACCCCGGGCCCCCCUAUGUACUGUGACAUUUGUCACAUACAUCUGUGUAAAGCCUGUGUGGGGGAACAUCUCUCUGAUGAAUCCAAAGAACACAAAGUGGUAACAUUCAAAAAGCGGGGAUUUGCACCUGAAUGUUCAAAACAUUCCAAAAAAUUGUGUGAACUUUAUUGCGAACGAUGUGACUUUCCUAUUUGCGUGCAGUGUGUCUCCUCUGGUGAACAUUUAGGACACAAAGCAGUUGAAAUUUUAAAAAGUCUUGAAACCAAGAAAGAAGUAUUACAGAGAGAUUUACAAGAAUUAGAGAAAUUGAUUUUUCCUAAAUACCAAGAAAUUGUAUCUAAUAUCCCAGUUCAGAAAGCUGAUGUGCAAAAAAACUCCAAGAAAUUGACAACAGCUUUACACAAACAUGGAGAAGACUUGCACAGAGAAAUAGACAAUGCCAUCAAAAAACUGAAAUCUGACGUGGAUGAAAUGGAAUCCAAACACCUGGUUGUCCUUGAUAAGCAGGAAAGUGAAAUCAAACACAGUAUUUCUGAAAUUGAACAGAGCAUUGCUGAACUGAAGAAAUCACUCAAUUCCAAUGAUGUCAGCCUUGUCUCUACUUACAAAUCCAGGGUUGCUGAAUUCAGAAUUUUACCCCCUAAACUCACAGUUUCUUUACCAAGAUUCAUUCCGCAGAAGAUUAACAAAGAACAGAUUUAUCAGCAGAUUGGGUCUCUCUCAGCGUUAUCCAUUAAAACAGAAGAACAUGGCUACGCAAUGGAUUCUUCUGGUGCUGUGUCCUCUCUCCCGGACAGACCGCUCAUUGAUCUACCACGGAUCAUCACAGAAAUAAACACAGAGUAUGGAGAAUUUAAUGAAUUAUGCAAUGUGUCCUGUCUGAGUGAUGAUGAAGUAUGGACGUGUGGUAAUGACAACAUGAUGAGACUCUACAACCUCCACGGUAAACUAGUGAAGUCAAUCCAAACAAAGUCAGGGAAUGAUCCAUGGGACAUAGCAGUGAUACAGAGUGGUGAACUAGUUUAUACUGAUGCCGAUGAUAAAACUGUGAACAUAAUAAAGAAUACACAGAUACAGACAGUGAUCAGACUACAGGGGUGGAAACCUCUCUUUGUCUGUAGUACCUCCUCUGGUGACCUCCUGGUUGUCAUGAUCGCUGAUAAUAAGAAACAAACAAAAGUUGUGCGUUACUCGGGCUCCACAGAGAAACAAACAAUUCAAUACAAUGACAAAGGACAACCUCUUUAUUCAUCUGAUUAUAAUUACACUAAAUACAUCAGUGAGAACAAAAACCUAGAUAUCUGUGUAGCUGAUUCUAUGGCCAAUGCACUAGUGGUGGUCAAUCAGGCCGGGAAACUCCGGUUUACAUACAAAGGUCCUUUCUCUACUAUCAAGGGGCCAUUUGAUCCAGCCGGCAUCACUACAGACAGCCAGGGUCGGAUCCUGACAGCAGACUUUAACAACCACCGUAUCCACAUCCUGAAUCAGGAUGGACAGUUCCUCCGCUACAUUGACAACUGUCAUUUACAGAAUCCAUUCGGUUUAUGUGUGGACACCAUAGACAACCUCUUUGUGGCUGAAUAUAAAAGAGGUAAAGUAAAGAAAAUCCAAUACAGCAUGUCUCUGUGAUCAUUUCAUUACAUGCCUACAAAGGAAACAUCACAUAUAAUGAAAUGUUAAUAAAUUUUAUCAUGUGUAAAUGUAAUGCUAUGUUCUUAUACAUCAAUAAUUGUUUAUUAGGCCUAUAUAAAAUGUAACCAAAAUGUAUGUAUGUGUGUAAUUUGUGCUAUGUUUAUCAAACCUUAGUGACACUAACAACUGGAAGAUUGUAUUUUAUUCAUGUAACUAUAUAAAUACUUAUUAUCUAUAUAAUUUAUGUGUAAACAAAAUUGAUAUGUGUUGAUAAAUGAAAAUAAAAUUGUAAUGUAUUAUUAAAUGUAAUACAAACAUUAAAAUCAUGUCCUUAUUACAUUUACUGACUAAAACUAACCUAAAGACUUAGACGUUGCAAACAUCUAUUAUUCUUUAUCAGAUAUUUCUUAAACUAUGAAAAAACUGAUAAUUUUAAAAAAUAUGUAAUUGUUUAAUAGUUAGGAUAUUUUCUUAAUUCUGGAAAGAAAUGUUUGCAUUGUAUUGAUGACCAAAUGAUCAAUUUUUAGAAUUUAUAAAUAUAAAAAAAUCACAUAUAAUUUCUUGACACUUACUGAACAGUUGUCACUGAAACUGGAUUUUGUAAACCUCAUUAUAAACGAUCAGCUUAGAUUCUCUGUUUAUUGUUAAUUUUUUCAAAGAUCUGAUUUUUUUAAAAUUUCAACUUUUGUCAAUUUCUUUAAAGCGAUAUAUAGUGAGUACACAUAGUUUAUAUGUCAGCAUUAAAGUUGAUGUCAGGAUACCUGGUAGUGUAUUUUGACCCUUGAACUUUGUCCUUGAUAUCUUAAUAACUUAUUAAUAACUUAAGAACUUGUCAACUUAUUAAUGUUGCACAGUGAUUUAAGCUUAAUGUGCUGCAAUAUAUAGAAGGAUUCUAAAGAUAUUUAAAAUAAUCACCGUGCAACGAUCAGACAAUCAGAAAAUAUCUAGAGAGGGUAGUU
Messenger RNA from Magallana angulata, 2812 nucleotides. RefSeq lists its product as uncharacterized. Gene Ontology annotation, biological process: positive regulation of DNA-templated transcription. The transcript has 2 exons. Lineage: Eukaryota; Metazoa; Mollusca; Bivalvia; Ostreida; Ostreidae. The record is from RefSeq and is a predicted model, not a curated record. Gene Ontology annotation, molecular function: protein binding; ubiquitin-protein transferase activity; zinc ion binding. Bases 171 to 1850 code for a protein of 559 amino acids. Gene Ontology annotation, cellular component: nucleoplasm; chromatin.